Molecule: messenger RNA, 300 nt
Organism: Melampsora larici-populina 98AG31
Lineage: Eukaryota; Fungi; Basidiomycota; Pucciniomycetes; Pucciniales; Melampsoraceae
Exons: 3
Coding region: 1-300 (99 amino acids)
Source: RefSeq, a predicted model, not a curated record
AUGAACCAGAUCUAUUCUCAUAGCUUUGAUUUCUACCCGUACCAACAACUUUACUUUACUUUUCUUUUUUAUUAUUAUUAUAGAAUUUCUUUUUUCAAGUUAAAACUAUUGUACAACUGUACUAAAACCAUUCUUAUUAUCAACUUUUAUCUUUUUCUCCAACUGGCAUUGGAACAUUUACAACGUCCUUUCUUUUUUAUAAAAAACACUUUGAGAACCUUUAAAUCAUCUUCGUUUUUAUUUAAUCUUUUUGUUUGUGAUAUAUAUUUUCGAUUGAUUAAUACUUCGGUGAUUAAAUAA